Messenger RNA from Syngnathus acus (greater pipefish), 4208 nucleotides. It is a transcript of the gene reps1, whose product is annotated as RALBP1 associated Eps domain containing 1. Gene Ontology annotation, cellular component: cytoplasm; plasma membrane. Lineage: Eukaryota; Metazoa; Chordata; Actinopteri; Syngnathiformes; Syngnathidae. The transcript has 19 exons. Bases 586 to 3045 code for a protein of 819 amino acids. The record is from RefSeq and is a predicted model, not a curated record. Gene Ontology annotation, biological process: endocytosis; endosomal transport. Gene Ontology annotation, molecular function: calcium ion binding; protein binding.
UUAACGAAGUGGAAUGACAGCGCUACUAGGAAUGGCGGCCAGGGUCACUAGAGGAAGGAGCCCAAAGAGCCCGAAACUUUACUUCGCACGGGCCCGCUGAAGAGUUGAAAUCUGACGAAACGCACGAACCCCCUUUUUCUUCUUGCGGACGAAACACGUUGUCUUUUGACGUGCGAUACUUUGGGUCGAAUCGCAUGCUUAGCUCGCCGUUACAAUUGCCGACGAGUUAGAUCCAAGGUAGCCGCUAGCCAGCUGUUGGAUCCCUUGCAUGGCUGGCCCAACAAGUUAACCAAGUGACUAACUGCAUUAAAGCAAUCGCCAUUCAAAGUUAAAUGGUGAUCGUCUAUCGCUAGCAACAGCGACUAUUUGGCGACAACAGAGCGAGAGAGGGAGAGGGGCGUCGCGGGGUACCAGUUUGUCAUUGCCACUUGAGAACAUAAUUAGUGCUAAUCUUAACGCUAGCUUCACAGCUAGCUAAGUUGUGAUCCUGAAGUAUCGCCCAUUUUCGGAUCCUGCCCCAGCUACUGGCUCGGGGGCUCAUCGACAGCCCCGUUAGUCUGCCUUGAAAGAGGUAUCUGCAGUACGAUGGAAAGUCUAACGUUGAGUGAUGUCGAGCAGAAAUAUUACUCGGAUUUGUUCGUUUACUGCGACACGGACAACACCAAAAAAGUGGCUUCUUAUGGAAGAGUUCUUGACCUAUUCCGGGCGGCCCAGCUACCUAGCGAAGUUGUCAUACAGAUCACAGAAUUGUGUGGAGCCACUCGGCUGGGUCACUUUGGACGAAGCCAGUUCUACAUCGCCCUAAAGCUCAUUGCCAUCGCCCAGUCGGGCCUGCCGCUCAGAGUGGAAAGCCUCAACUCUGUCAAGGACCUGCCACUGCCAAGGUUUGUGGUGGGCAAGAACGAAGCUGAGACGAGACACGUUGCGCUUUACCAGGACCCGGACAGUCAGGGGUUGUACCCGGCCUCUGCCGCUGCGUUAAUGCCAAGGCCACCAGGCAGGGGUCACCAAAACAAAAAAGUCCCCACCUCCGCUAGCGCCCAUCCCGUCCACGAGGCAGUUCAGCCGACAGCACCUAGCAUAGAAACACAGCAGGCAGAGCCAACAUCCCCUGUGGUCUCUCCUCAUCAGUCCCCGCCCACCUCCCCACCUUCCUGGAGAAAACACAAGCGGCAGCACAGUGGUGGAAACGCAGACAGGCAACCAGUAGUGGCCCCGGCCGGAGUCGUGUGGACCCAGUUCCGAGAGAAACAAACUGCUCCCGUGGCAGGUGAUGGGUUGUGGGCGUCACAAUCGCCCCCUCUUCCGGGUCAGGAAAGUUGGGUCAGUUUCACAGCUGACACGCCGCCAUCAAGCACAGUCCCUGGAGCGCAUCCCUCGUCUGUACAGGAAAGCACAACGAUACGAACACCGAUGGCCCCAGCAGCAACUACCAACGAGAUCCAGCGACAGUCCAGUGGCUAUGACGAUCCCUGGAAGAUCACGGACGAACAGAGACAGUAUUAUAUCAACCAGUUCAAAACCAUUCAGCCGGACCUUACUGGUUUCAUACCAGGUUCAGCAGCAAAAGAGUUUUUCACCAAGUCCAAAUUGCCCAUUUUAGAGUUGUCACAUAUUUGGGAGCUUUCGGACUUUGACAAAGAUGGCGCACUAACGCUGGAUGAAUUCUGCGCUGCAUUUCACUUGGUAGUCGCCAGGAAGAAUGGUUACGACCUCCCCGAGAAGCUGCCCGAGAGCUUAAUGCCAAAGCUGAUUGACCUAGAUGACUCAGCAGAAGUCCCCGAGUCAACACCCGAUGUCGGGUUUUCGGCCUCCCCUGCCGAGGUGACGCCUAACAAGUCUCCCUCCAUGCCCUCGCUCACCCAAGCUUGGCCAGAGAUGAACCAGAGCAAUGAGCAAUGGGAGACGUUUAGCGAGCGCUCCUCCAGCUCACAAACUCUGACCCAAUUUGACUCUAACAUUGCACCAGCUGACCCUGACACAGCCAUCGUCCAUCCUGUUCCCAUCCGGAUGACCCCCAGUAAGAUCCACAUGCAGGAGAUGGAGCUAAAGAGGACUGGCAGUGAUCACAACCAUCCGACCAGUCCUAUCCUGGCCAAACCGGAAGUGUCUGAAGAAGUCAAGCUAUCGGUACCUGCCACUAUGAAGUUUGUACCAGCAAAUGCUGCAGGUGAUGGUUAUAGCAGUUCUGACUCCUUCACCUCCGACCAGGAACCAGUUGCAAGACAAAGGUCUCAGUCGGGUGCUUCUCCGGAAGCUCUAAAAGUGGUAGCGCCGCCUCCCCCUCCCCCCCGGCCUCACCCGUCACACUCCCGCUCCUCCUCGCUGGACAUGAACCGCAACUUCGCUGCGGCCUCAGCUACGGGACAGCCGCAGCCCGCUGCCAUAGCUUUCCCACCCGCAGUGCCUCCUCGACCGCUUCCUACUCAGUCAUCAGCACCGCACACUGGACAACGCGCCGAGGCUGAGGGAGCAACGGGAGCGGCGGCUGCGCUCACCACCACGUCCCCCCAGCAGAUCCCACAGCAACCCAAUUUUGCAGACUUCAGUCAUUUUCAGGCCUUCGCCGCAUCUGAGCAACCUUCGAGCUUGCCGGAGGUCGACAAUUACAGCGAUCCUGGACAGGGGGACAAGUCGUCAGAAGGAGCUGGGCCCCUACGAACAGUCAAAAGUGACGGCCAGGCCGAUGAAAGAACUACCACCACUGUUAACUCUACUAAGGGUUCAUCUGGCCCUUUAGCUCCUCCUCCCAAGCCUAUUCGUCGCAGGUUGAAGUCUGAGGAUGAAUUGCGGCCUGAGGAUGAGCAGCACGUGCCGCAGAAGCCCAACAUCAUAGCAGCUGCCUUGGCUGCUCAGCCCUCAAUCCCCAGGUCGGUAGGUAAGGACAAAAAGGCAAUACAAGCGUCAAUCAGAAGAAACAAAGAAACAAACACGGUGUUGGCAAGACUAAAUAGUGAACUGCAACAACAGCUGAAGGACCUGCUUGAAGAAAGAAUAUCUUUGGAAGUGCAGCUGGAGCAGCUCAGACCUUUCUCCCAUCUUUAACCAACACCAAUAAGGUGGUUGUAGUUUCUCCAAAGCAAGGCUGCGCCCUUGGUGGGGAUGCCACCCCCCCACCCUCCAUCCCCUUACUUUCCUCUCCCUCCCAUCCGCAGCGUGCACCUUGUUUAAGCCCCGCACUUGCUUAUCGGGUGUACAGCUUAGCGAGCCGGGGAGCACAGUGUGGCCGUGAGAGCACGAGAAGAGAAGACGUGAGUUAUUCUUCAAUGUGGCACUUUUCAAUUUUCUCUCCAGAGAGAUGAAUCCAUGGCCGACAGCUUAGUGGGGAAGCAGUGUUGGACAUUUGGCUGCAGCUACGAGUUCUGUCCGAAGAGAUAACUGCUGGUGAACGAAUGUGUGUGUGUGACUGCGUGUGUUUGUGUGUGUGUGAAAGGGACAUCUGUUAAAUGUCUGGACUGAAGUACCAGUGUUGUCAACACACCAAUCUACAGUUUCAAGAGUUCUUUAGCCAAUUUUUUUAAAGGGAGUUUCACACUGAACUCCUGUAAAUAACUAAUAUUGAAUACAGUUAUUCAAUAUUGUCAAACUAUGAUCACAAUCAGUUAAAAAAAAAAAGACAAAUGUUACAAUGUGUUUACCACUGAAGAGCCAUUUUCAAAUCUCAAAUUUUGUGACUUGUUUGGCGUGGUCUCUGGGAAAGGAGCCUCGGUUUGUUUGAAUGGGUUCUGAUUUAUGCCAAAUGACUGAACUAUCACUGCUGUCUCGCCUCUGUUUGGUCCGUUUUUCAUAUUUGUUUCCAUCAUAUCGGGAUCACCAUUUUUUUGUUUUUUUUAAAGCCCAUUUUCAUCGCAGCUUUAUGUUCCAGUCUCCUUUUAUGUAAAGGGAGCGUUUAAGUCAAUUCCAGCUACAUUUAUGAAGGACUCGGAAUGAGAAGCUACCCCGUCAUUUCCCUUUUCGACAAAGGUCCAGAGUUGAUAUUUUCAAUCAUUUGCCGGAUGACGUCGGCACUAUGCAAGUUUGAGGGCGAUACAUCUCCACAGCUGUUAGAUCUUAGAAAUAGUAGCAACUGUGUCUUUGUAUCACGGAUCUUCCAGGACACAAUCUACUGUAAAUGUUCCAAGAGGGAAACAAUUCCCAAAUCAGUGUUUCGCACUUUCAGCCUAAAUCCGUAUUAGAAAAAAAACAUAUUAACGAGUAGUGAUCAGGUA